This is a messenger RNA of Gigantopelta aegis, 2043 nucleotides long. RefSeq lists its product as uncharacterized. The coding region runs from base 16 to 1683 and encodes 555 amino acids. The transcript has 6 exons. Lineage: Eukaryota; Metazoa; Mollusca; Gastropoda; Neomphalida; Peltospiridae. The record is from RefSeq and is a predicted model, not a curated record.
UAGUAUUGACCCUGAAUGAUACAAUGGCUAUUUUUAGCACUGUCGGAUUGUCCCAAGAUCACGGCAACAAGCUCCCGAGUAACAGCUAUCACAAACGGGAAAACAUUUCUAACGGUUUACUUUACCAACACUCUCAACAGCAUGGAUAGAAAUACACCAGCUGAUGGAUUUAGUUCACUUACAAAUGGCAGCGCAGAAAGCAGAAACCACAGUGACGAAGCAGGGUCGUCUGCCAAUGUUGAUGUAGGCUCUGUGUGUAGGGCCAACACCUUGGAGGAGAACAUGGAUGGAGAUCCAAGCAGCAGUCGACUCACAAUGGAUGUGGAUCACACGUCAAACAGCGACGAGGAACUUGACGCUGUUGACAGUGUUGAGGCAGGCAGUCCACGUGCAGCCAACAACUUGAAGGAAAAGAUGGAGGGCAAUUCUGGAAGAUGUGUUUUGAGAACGAUGAGUGAAAAGGAAAGCAUGGAUGUUGAGGAAAGCGAAAACGGCAGUGAGGAGGUUGGUUCCAUUGAUGGUGGAAUUACGCACAGAUCCAACAACUUGAAAAAGAGAGAUGGUUCUUCUGGCAGUUGGUCUGUGAGAACGAUUUCUAAACAGGACGUCAUGGAUGUUGAACUGAGUUGUGAUGGCGAUAAAAGCAGUUCCUUGGUAAAUGAUGAUUCACGUGAGAAUGAAACAUCGGCAGAAUUCACUCGCCAUAUAACUGAUGAAGCAUGUGGCAUACUUGAAGACUCCAAACAAAUGGACAUACUAGCUGCCUUUGCGAGGGAUUGCCGUGUGCCCAGUUCACCGUCUAUAGAAUGUUCUGUGAAAAAUCUGUACAAAAUACCAUCCAUUAACCCAACUACGUCUCACUCAAAAAAGGUUAAGCAUCAUACAGAAAACCCGAAUCACUCCGCAGCAACGAAAGAUAGUUUCAGCACAUGGGGAAUUUCAGAAAGCAAACAUGAACAAUCCGAAUCUUCUCCAGCCGUGCCCUUUGUAGCCGAGGACGCCACUGUGACCCGUUUGGUUAUCUUGGGGUCGGAGAAGAACUGUGGCAUAUCGGAGAUUGUGACUCGCGCCAUCGAGAGAGCCCAAGAUGGCUUCCCGGACGCUGCGGUCGAGGUGGUGGUGCACCUGGUGAACAUCAACAAUAUCAGCCUGGGGACGGUGACGAGCGAGUGUCACAUCAUAAUCAGGGCGCUGAACCCAGGACACGAGAUGCAGCCGCCGCCCAUUGACAGAACUCUGGCUGCAGAUCUCCAAGUUGAUUAUCCCAGGCCUCUGGGUUUCAGCGUUGAACCCCCGGUUCUGAAGGACAUGGAAGUGUACGACAGUCGAUACAACAAAGUGACCGCGGGAAACAUAAUCUGUCUGGACUACGGUCUCUACUCACACUUCGCAGUUUACCUCGGUUCUGGGUUCAUUGCUCACUAUGGAAACGAUGGUGUGACGUGUGAAAAGCUGUUUGAAGCAGUUGGUUCGGGCACCUUUUUAAGAUUUGACGACCUUGACCGUGUAUACAGACCCAAGCCCACUCGUGACGUCAUAUUGAGAGCCAUAUGUCGAAUGCGUGAUCGACGGUUUUUCGACUCCGCCAGUUUUGCCACUUGGUGUCGCUACGGUCGACCAAUCACGAUCGCUGAUCGAUCCGAGUCCACCAGUCUGCCAUUUUUACUCGGAUUAGCAUCGUGAACAGGUGCAGAUCCAGAGGUGUGUGUGUAGGUGUGCUGGGGUGCUACCCCCACAUUUCGAAGAGCAUCGUAAGGUUCAGUGUUUAGCAGAUGAUUGAAAAUACCGACUUUUAUUUAUUUUAGCGGGAGACGUUACAUAUAAUAUUUUCUUCUUUUUAAAAUAGUUUAUUAUUCCCAGAAACAUAUAAGAUAGUGUCAGGGUUGGGGGCCCUGAUAUCAAUACCUUACAGUCGUGCUAAUAUAAACAUAAUAUAAAUACUUAUUAUAUACAUAGCAAUGAAAUAUAUAGAUCUAUGGAAACCAUAAAAGUGAUAUCCGGUGAAAAGUCAUAUUUUGACUGUAUUUUAGCUACAGUGAAAAU